Messenger RNA from Coregonus sp. 'balchen', 2595 nucleotides. Lineage: Eukaryota; Metazoa; Chordata; Actinopteri; Salmoniformes; Salmonidae. The record is from the annotation of a GenBank genome assembly.
AUGGCAGCCGCCUGUGCGAGAACUAUCGGUAAGGUCGGCUGGAACAUUUUGGAGUCUCCAGCAUGUCGUGCUGGGAAUAUUGCCUCCCUGGUUCCAAGGGUCUCGCUGCAUGGAUCGAGCAGGGCAUACGGUACGGGCGUUGCAGGAUUCCGAUCCAAAUUGCUCUUCACCCCUCUGCGCGUUGGCCGGGUCCUGGGGUGUGCGUACCUGGUUGGAGGGGGACUUGGCUUGUAUCAAACAAUACAGUUAUCUGUCCAACAUCACCUUGCUGAAGAAGAAGGCAAGGUAAUGGGCAAUAAUAUUAGCUAUGAAAAGUAUUUUCAUUAAUUGCCAUGUAGUUUACCUUAAGCAAAGGAUGUCAGGUGGAUUUUUGUCAGCUGACAACCUGUCUGUGGUUUGCCUAAUAAAUCAGACCGUGUACACAAUGGAAAGCAUCGCCACAUUCGGGACUACUGGCUGGUGUGCUUUUGUCAUGUAGUUUGCACAAUGUUACAUCCAGGUUCAACUAAAUGUUCCAUUGUAAAUGUAUAUACAGUUAAUGAAAUUGACUUUUUCCAACUUAUAUGUCUUCCACAGGCUUAUUCUGAUGGUGACCUGAAAUUGACACUGUACCAGUACAAGACCUGCCCAUUCUGCAGUAAAGUGCGAGCUUUUCUGGACUACCAUCGGCUUCCAUAUGAGAUUGUGGAGGUCAAUCCCGUCAUGAGGAAGGAAAUCAAGUGGUCAAUUUACAGAAAAGUGCCAAUCCUAAUGGUGAACGAUGAUGUGGUAAGGGGGACAGAGUCACUCUGCAUGGCUUGGUAUUAGCUAGCAGAUCCGACCCGCAUGUUUACAGCUGCACUAGGGUCAGAAAGGCUUCCUGUGUAAAUUAAGACACAGUGGAGCCUGCGUGAGAUAUAUGGCUGGGAAAACGUACCUCAUUCCAGGGAUGAGAAAUGCGUUCUCCGAAUAGUCCCAUUAUCCUAACUGUUACAAUGAGAAGAUUGAAGACUGCUAGUUUUUCCGGAAAACGGUCCUUUCGUCCUCAUGCUAGGUAGCAGAAGCCACAGCAGCCAUUUUGAAAUGGCAGUGUCAGCCAAUCAGCUCCUUUGUUGUUCAACAUGACAUGCCAUUCCAUAAUGGCUACUGCUAGUUAGCAUGAGGACAAAAAACUAGCAGUCGUUCAAUCUUCUCUGUGUAACAGUGGGGAUAAUGGGACAAUUCGGAGUACAUAUCUCGCGCCGGCUCCGCAGUGUCUUAAUCUACACAGGAAGCCUGUCUGACCCUAGUGCAGCUGUAAAAAGUGGGUCGGAUCUGCUGGCUAGGUUUGGUAUUAGUUACAGGCGUAUGGGAUGAUGGAAAACUUGUUGUGUGAUCGCUCUCUCCUUCUGUGCUCUUGACCUAUCAGCAACUGAACGAUUCCUCAGUAAUAAUCAGCGCUUUGAAGACACAGUUGAUAAGCAAGUAAGUAGCUACCUCCCGAGAAAUGUUCUUGUUGUUUUUUUACAUAAAGUGGUCCUUGAUCAUGGUAACUAUGCAUUCUGAAUUCUCUAUCUCUUCCUGCAGGGAAACCAUCUCAGAGAUUCUGCGCUGUUACCCAGAGAUGAAAGCUGUCAAUGAGAAGGGGAAGGAGGUGACAGAGUUCAACAACAAGUACUGGGUAAUGGUGAAUGAAGCUGAAGGUCAGACGAUGUACCCAGAGAAAGACUCCAGAAAGUAGGUGAACACCUUGGAUGCCAAAUUACUGCUGCCCAUAAUAAUGACAAAAUUCUUAGUGCAUGGGUCACUAAUGAAAAUUCAUGGAUCUGUCCAAACCUCUCUAAAGACACUGUGCAUCACUACUCUUUUUAGAUUCUGUCAAGCGUCAGCUAGGCUUAAAUGUCCCUUUCUCUUCCCCUUCAAUCUGCUUCAGAGAGGAGAUCAAAUGGCGUAAGUGGGCAGAUGAUUGGCUGGUUCAUCUGAUCUCGCCCAAUGUGUACCGGACCACUGGAGAGGCCCUGGCCUCCUUUGACUAUAUUGUCCGCGAGGGCAAGUUUGGCACUUAUGAGGGCUUCUUUGCUAAGUAUGUUGGAGCAGCUGCCAUGUUUGUCAUCUCAAAAAGACUGAAAAGUAGGUGGGUGACAAAAUAUUUUUUGUAUGAUUGUCUGCUAUAUAACCAGCCAAUAAUGUUUAGUGAUGAGCUCUGUUUAAAUUGAAUGCCUCUAUCCUGCAGACACAACUUGCAGGAUGACGUGAGACAGGAUCUGUACAAGGCAGUCAAUGACUGGGUGGCGGCCAUUGGCAAGAAGAAGUUCAUGGGUGGAGACCAGCCAAAUCUGGCUGACCUGGUAAGAGCAUCACAUCUGUCAUGUGAAGUAUUAUCUUACACUUCUUGAACUUGUAUUGUCUACUUUGUCUCAGAUGCAGAUUUCAUGAUGAGACUAUUUGUUUAUAAUAGCCAAAGUGUUUUGUUGAUUUAUGUCCUUGACUCUCUUCUCCUCUCUGCAGGCAGUGUAUGGGAUCCUAAGAGUGAUGGAGGGUCUUGAGGCCUGGGAUGACAUGAUGGAGAACACCAAGGUGAAGAGCUGGUACAGAUGCAUGGAGAAAGCUACACAAAGCCACGAGGACCACAACUGA